Lodderomyces orthopsilosis Co 90-125 is the source of this 3573-nucleotide messenger RNA. It is a transcript of the gene HAL9, whose product is annotated as Hal9p. The record is from RefSeq and is a predicted model, not a curated record. Gene Ontology annotation, biological process: DNA-templated transcription; regulation of DNA-templated transcription. Gene Ontology annotation, molecular function: DNA binding; zinc ion binding; DNA-binding transcription factor activity, RNA polymerase II-specific. The transcript has a single exon. NCBI's taxonomy places the organism in Eukaryota, Fungi, Ascomycota, Pichiomycetes, Serinales, Debaryomycetaceae. The coding region runs from base 1 to 3573 and encodes 1190 amino acids.
AUGCCUGAUCCCUUAAACAAUCUACAGUCCGAGCUGGAACAUCAAAGCCUGAUGUCACAAUCCAAUGCGUCGAGCUUGUCGUCGCAACCACAACAAAAUCAAACCAUGAGCUUACCAACCGACGAGCCACUAAGUAUCGGCGUGUUUCGUCGACCUAAACUACGUUCUAUAGGAACGAGCGGUAGCACAAUUACACAAGAUAGCACAAUACCAUUGUCGCCGAGACAACUCAAUUCAUCAACUCAUAUUUCAGAUCCACAACCCGAGGGAUUUAAAAGAAAGAGACCUCGCGUCUCAAAAGCCUGUACGUAUUGUCGAAAAAAGAAAGUUAAAUGUGAUGGAAACUUGCCAUGUUCCAACUGUCAAGAGAACAACGAAGGAGAAUGUGUUUAUGUAGCUGAUCUGGAGAAGAAACCCAAAGCGCCCAAACUACCACCACCUUCAAAACCACAAAAACUGAACAAAGCCCAAACAAUUCAACAAUUAAACCUGCGAUUGGAUAGAAUUGAGAAUUUGCUUGGUGUGUUGACUGAUGAAAUACGGAGCGCCAGGCAGCUGGCGAGUGAUAACCAAUAUCAGUCACAUCCGACAAAUCUUGAUGAUGAUGAGAAUGAAAUUCGAUUAGAGAAAGGAAUAGAAAACAAGCAACAAACUGAAACAACCAGCGAUAACGCCACAUCUCCAGAAGUCCAAAAUAACAAGUUUGGAUCUCACUCGAUAAUUGAUAUUUUUACAAAGUCAUCGUUGGAAAACAUUUUUCAAGGAUUGGGUCCACACAAUCGAAUUGAAGUUCAAGAUAUUUCGCACAUUGGCAUCAUAUACAACUUUUUCUCGCAUGCAUUCAUGGAUUCUAUAUGUCAACCAAUAAAGACUACAAUUCGCAAUAGAACCGAUCUUAUGGACAACACGUUUACCGAUUUAUCAAUCCCACUUGAAAUUUUAAACUAUCUUGAUGAUAUAUAUAUGGUCUCUUAUAUUUGUGAUUCAUCCUAUGUCAAAAGCUUAUUUGAGAGUUAUUUCAAAAACAACAAGAAAGUUUAUACAAAGGGCCCCAAUUCAAAGUUGAGGUCAUUUACUUGGUCGGAAUUGAUGAUUAUGACGGUUCUGAUAGGACUUUGUAUAUCUGUUAUUGUUGAUGAAAGAAAUGUGGGCGCAUUGAAGAAAGAUACGAAAUCUUCAUCGUCAAUUUUACAGACGGUAAGUGAUAAGCAAUUGGUUGAAAUCGACUCCAAGUGUUUCUUUUCGGCUGUGUUUUACUAUAAUCGAUUAGUGUUGUGUAGUGAAGGGGUUGAAACGGUUCAAGCAUUGGCAAUAUUCGUCGUCUAUUUGCAAACGGUGAUGUCUUCAGUUAAACUGACUCAUGUUCCAAUUGCUAUAGCUGUCAGAUAUGCCCAAGAUUUGGGUUUUCAUCGGAUAGAAACCUACGAUGGAUUAAGCUGGCACGAGCACAACACGCGUAAAAGAUUAUGGUGGUUUUGUCAAACGUUUGAGGUAUCAUACUGUUACCGAUUUGGUAAACCAGUAAUCGCUAGAGAAUAUAGACUGGCUAGUCUUAUUGAUGAUGACAAAUUUACGGCAACCGUUGUGCAAUCUAGCAUAGAACAAAUGCGUACAUUAUGGGAGGAGGCAAAGACUCUGAAAGAUGUGUCAAAAUUGAAUGAAUUACAGGAGAAUAAGACGUUGCACAGAUGUGCUGCUUAUUUCUUGUAUAGAAUGACAAAGAUACGGUUGCAAACCUUUGACUUGAUCUAUAGUAUCUCGUCGCAGAAUGUUAAAUUAAGCAAGAUUUUGACUUACAUUGACCAAAUGAACAAGGAUAUGCAAGACCUAGCCGAUAUAAUUCAGCCUCCAAUUACCAUAUGCUUUUACAACGAUCCUCGGUUCUUUUUCAAAGCAGAGAACAAACCACUGGAUCAAGUUAUGGCGUUUGAUUCAGCACAAGACAACAUCCUUGCCAUGUAUAUGAACUUUUACCAGCAUUUGAUGACAGUCAAUCGGACUGCAAUUCAGGAGAUCCCACUCACAGAAGAGAAUGAACCAUUGAUUGGAAAGAUAAAGGAAUGUAGAAACAUUUCUCUCGAAAGUGCUAGAACAGUACUACACAUUGUGAAGGGCCUGGAUUUGAUAUCGAUGCCUUACUCUUCAUUCAGCUGGUAUAUGUACGAAGUUUUUGCUGCUUUUUGUCAUUUGGCCAGUUCACACUUUGCCAAUCCUAAUACUUCUGAAGCUGAAUUGGAUUUAAAACUUAUGAUUGAAACUUCACUAAAGUUUUUCAGCUACAAGAAUAAAGCUAUUAAGAUCCAACGCAAUUGCAUUCGUCAAAGUCUAUACGACUUGACUACUAGAUACUUGUUACGGAUUUUCUCGAAUAUUACCAAUGAAGAAGUAAAGAGCAAAUUAUUUUCCAAAAACAAGACAUUGCAAAAACAUUUAGAUUUACCAGUACAAUUUCCUGAAUUUUACACAUCCGACAGCCAAUUGGGAGUCAACCUCAACUCAACGUCUAGAUUAUUCGAAAUGUGGUUCCGUGCUUACAACUUUUUUAAUAUCGCAUCUUCAUCUGGUGGUAACAAUGAUGGUACACGGGAAAGUUCAAAACCAAAUUCGUCAAAUAACGAGAGUAUGAGAAGUAGCAACGCCAACAGUACCCGCAACAGCAACAGUAGCGGCCAUGGUAGCAGCAUGGGAAAUGCCAAUACGUCUACUCGUGCUAGUAGUGAAAUUAGUAACACUGUCAAUGACAAUUAUGAUAAAACCCCUUCUAGAAAGAAGAUUGAUAAUAUUUUAAAGCAUGCUAUUUCGCCACUGAAUUCGACAAAGGUUAGAUCGCAAGACUAUGAGGAUCAUCUUACCGAUGUUACUGAUCAACAGAGUAAACAGAAAUUUGCCAAUCCUUCCACACACCAUGCCUCACAUUCAAUGCCCGCCAACCAAUUGUAUACACCUCAAGCAAAACAAUCAGAUAAAGGCGAAAAAGCUUACAAUCAGGAGCUGCAGCGUCAAACUCCCCAGGCUCAUAAGCAGGAUUAUGCCCCCGGAUCUCACCCUCGUCAACUGCAUCAAAUACAUCACGUCUCGCUGGCUUCUCGACCUGCUUCACGCCACCUGCAACCACAACCACAACCACAACCACAACCACAACCACAACCACAACUACAACCACAACUACAACCACAACUACAACCACAACCACACCGUCAUCUUCAUCAACAACCGCCGCCACAGCAUCACCAGCUGCAUUAUUUGGCAAAUUAUGCACCAAGAUAUCUGGACUCAUCACCAACUACAUCUCAUCAUUCUCAAUAUUCAUCCAACACCGUUCCACAGUUUUACCAAGUUGAAUGGGAACAGCCAUCUGGGCAACAACUGCAUAUACCCUUUACGUUAGAUCCACAAAGCACCCAACUUGAAGGAGUUGUGCCUACUAUUUUUGAAUCUUUUGAUCACAUGACUGAUCACAAUGUCAUGGCCAAUGACAAUCCGCAGCUGGAUCUGUUGGCUCAGUUUGACCAUAACUUUAUGAGUGGGUCGAACAUGAAUGAGGUUCCAAGGCUGUUUGACGAAAAUGACUAG